Cuscuta epithymum is the source of this 3679-nucleotide messenger RNA. Lineage: Eukaryota; Viridiplantae; Streptophyta; Magnoliopsida; Solanales; Convolvulaceae. The record is from the annotation of a GenBank genome assembly.
AGGGAAAUGCAUUUAUGCUAACAAUACAUACUAAUGAACUCUUGCCCAUCACCCUUCAAUCCAUUCAUUAAACAAUUCUAAAUGGAGAAAAAUUACAUCAUCUUCCUAUCUCUAUCUCUGACACUCUUGUUAUCAACAAACAAUCUCACGCCGAUCAUAACCUCAUCGGCGGCCAUCACGCCGCCGCCUCCGCCGGAUUCUUUAAGUGAUGAUGAAAAAGCACUCUUAGCUUUCAAGAAAGACUCCACCCCCUCCGGCGUCUUUGACGGCAAGAACUGGUCAAACACUUCAAUCUGUCAAUGGAUUGGCGUUUCUUGCAACACCAAACGCGGCACUAGAGCCACCAUCAUCAGCUUCAUCACUUCCCUGAACAUUUCAAACUUCAAUCUGCAAGGACCCAUUUCCCCAUACCUUUCGAAUUUAACAUCCCUUCAAUCUCUGGACAUUAGCUUCAACAAUUUCACAGGAGAAAUCCCACCAUGGAUUGGAGCUUUCCCUAAACUUCAGAUUCUGUAUCUCAAUAAUAAUUCCUUCUCUGGAUCAAUCCCUUCUUCUCUGUUCAAUAUGCCUUCUUUGGUGGAGAUUAAUAUGAGGUAUAAUAGGCUGUCGGGGAAUCUUCCGGCGGAUAUGUGUCGGAACAGCUCUUAUUCGAAGCUAGAGAGAAUAUAUCUGACCGGAAAUCGGCUUACCGGAGAGCUUCCCGGAGAUAUACAGAAGUGUGCACAGCUGCAAGACUUGCGCUUGGCCGGAAACCUUUUCAGUGGGAAUAUACCAAGUCAACUUGGGAGUUUGACCAUGCUGGCUAUUUUGAAUCUUGGGUCAAACCGUUUCACUGGAAACAUUCCGGCUUCCAUCUUUAACAUUUCUUCUAUGACAAUGAUGGUCCUCUCUGGCAACAGCUUGACUGGAAGUAUCCCAGCCAGCACUUUUCACAAACUAUUUCAGCUUCAGCUAUUGGAUUUAAAGAGUAAUAAUUUAACAGGUAACAUACCAAAGCAAAUUGGAAACCUCACUUCACUGGUUACGCUCGAUCUUUCUUUUAAUCAUCUUACAGGUGAAUUACCAGAAGAGCUGGGCAAUCUUGCAAACCUUCAGGUCUUUGGAGCAGCUUACAAUAAUAACUUAAAUGGCUCCAUACCAGCUUCCUUGUUUAACAUCUCUGCAUUGACCAGAGUAGGUCUUCAACAAAACUUGCUUUCUGGCAGUAUUCCUCCGUUCCUAGCGACGCCUUCAAAUCUUCAAGUUCUCAUUUUGUCACUAAACCGGCUUCACGGCGGAAUACCGAGCUCCAUUGCUAACGCUUCCAUGCUCACACUUUUGGAGCUCAAUAGAAACUCCUUAUCUGGCCUCAUACCUGACUUUAGCAGCUUGACAUUUCUUCAAACACUCCGUCUUUGGGAAAACAAUCUCACAGGAGCGGUGUCCCCGUCUCAACACCUCGGGUUCCUUACUUCGUUGACAAAUUGCCAGUAUUUGGAGCACUUGGAAAUAACAGACAAUCCACUCAAUGGUAUUCUCCCGCCUUCCAUCGGGAACUUAUCCAAAUCUCUACUAAACUUCAUGGCAUCCGACUGCAACAUCACUGGCCCUAUUCCUCCCGGAAUCGGAAACUUAACAAACUUGCAAAGCUUAUAUCUGGCUGAAAAUCAGCUUAGUGGUUCCAUCCCACCGACAUUAGUGAACCUAAGUUCCGCUUCCAGAAUACUUCUCGGUGGUAAUCGGCUGGAAGGCCAUAUCCCUUCCGAUCUUUGCCAACUAAGAAAUUUGGGGGAAUUGAAUUUGAGUGUCAAUUUACUUACUGGCCCAAUUCCUGAAUGUUUCGGUGAAAUGGCAAACUUGAAUACGCUCUCCUUCGCCUUCAACAACUUGAGUUUCAACAUACCUUCCACCUUCUGGGAUCUUACAAACAUGAUUACACUAGACUUAUCCUCCAACAAUCUCAGUGGACAAAUUUCAAGACGGAUUGGAAAUUGGAAAGCAAUCGGUAGCCUAGACAUGUCUUCUAAUCAAUUUUCUGGUGAAAUCCCGACCUCGAUUAAAGAUUGUCUAUCACUAGAGAACUUAUGGUUGGCUGGUAAUCACUUCACUGGAUCAAUCCCUGAGUCUUUUGGUAAUCUCAGAGGCUUGACAACAUUGGAUCUCUCCGAUAACAGUCUUUCGGGAUUCAUACCUGACUCCUUAGAAGCCCUAACGGAUCUUACAUAUUUCAAUGUCUCUUACAACAAAUUGCAAGGAGAGAUUCCCAACAAGGGCCGAUUUGCCAGCUUCACAGCUCAAUCUUUUUUGAGCAACCCCUCUCUUUGCAGUGUUGCAAGUCAAAGACUUCAGGUUCCAACUUGUGUAGACCAAAAUCACAGUCGGUCUAACAACGUAACCCGUUUAAUGAAGUACAUUCUCCCUCCCUUCAUUGCAUUCAUCAUUAUGGUUCUUAUCAUAGUACUUGUUCUCUUAAAGAGACGAAAACAGACAAAAGCACCGCCUCCAGCCGAUGAUGAUAUAUCUUUAUGGCGAAGAAUAUCAUAUAUGGAACUCGUGCAAGGAACAAAUUAUUUUGAUGAGAGGAAUCUAAUUGGAAGAGGAGGCUCUGGUUCAGUUUUUAGAGCAACUCUUUCUGAUGGAUUAGACGUUGCAAUAAAAGUGUUUAACUUACAAUCAGAGGGAGCGAGCAAGAGUUUUGACACUGAAAGUGAGAUUCUGAGUAGCAUCCGGCACAGGAACUUGGUCCGAAUCAUUGGCUGUUGUACCAACACAGAAUUCAAAGCUUUGAUUCUUGCAUACAUGCCAAACGGGAGUCUGGAGAAAUGUUUAUAUUCUAAAGAUGAGCAUUGCUUGAGUUUGGUUCAGAGAUUAAACAUAUCAAUAGAUGUUGCAUUGGCGUUGGAAUAUCUUCAUCACAAUCACACAUUCACUGUUGUUCAUUGUGAUAUAAAGCCCAGCAAUGUGUUGCUUGAUGAAGAUAUGAUUGCUCAUGUUGGUGAUUUUGGCAUUUCUAAGCUCUUUGGUGAAGGGGAGGAAAUGGCUCAAACUAAAACGUUUGCGACUAUUGGCUACGCAGCACCAGAAUAUGGAGCUGAAGGGAAAGUAUCGACAAGUGGAGAUGUGUACAGUUACGGGAUAUUGUUGGUGGAGAUGUUCACAUGUAAGAAGCCAACAGAUGAUAUGUUUGGUGGGGAAAUUAGCAUGAAGGGAUGGGUAACUGAAGCCAUAAAGCAAAAUAGAACAAGAGAAAUUGUGGACCUUGGUUUGCUUUCAAGAGAAGAUGAUCAUUUGUCUGAAUGUAUUUCAUCUAUUUUCGACUUGGCUAUGAAAUGCUUAGCAUUCUUGCCAGAUGAAAGAGUUAACAUGUUACAAGUAGUCGCUGCCCUGCAGAAGAUAAAAUGUAAAGCUUCGACACAAAGGGUUACCAAUAUGCGGCAAAGAUGAUGAGUAAUGACCAAUAGUGAAUUAGUGAUAUAAAUAAUCCCAUUUUUGGCGUUAUUACUUUUCUUGUUGCAUAGUGUUUUUGUAAGCAAAUAUAAAAAUUAAACACAAUAAUAGUUGGAUAAAGGAAAUAUAGUGUGGUUGUAAGUAAAGUGAGGCGAAAGGUGAAACAAAACAGUGAAAAUAUGAGUGUUAAUGUUAGCCUUAUGAGCAGACCAGUUCAUUUGCAUUGUGGCGGGGCGUAUGAGCUUUCUUCCAG